UAAGAGAAGCAUCUGAAAUGUUCCUAAACCUUAAUUUGCUCAAAAGAAAAAGAUUGAUUUCAGAGGAUUCGCCUUUGCAGUAGAAUCAUCCAAAUUCUCGAAUUAGGUAUGGAGAGAGGAAGAGGAAAGUGGGGAUCAGUAUCUCGUGGUUUGAUUCCUCUGCUAGGGCUGCAUACAGUGAGUGAGUAUUCCAGAUUAGACAGAAAACCCCCUAUUACUGCUGCACUUCUUGCCGCUAAUACCAUUAUUUACUUGAGGCCCAAAUUUAUUCAUCCUUUCCUCCCCACAAUCGAUCAAGUUUGGUUUAAUCCUCACCUUAUCCUCAAGUACACAGACCUCAAGCGAUUCUUCCUGUCGCCGUUCUUCCACAUAAAUGAAUCUCACCUGGUGUACAAUAUGCUUUCACUUUUGUGGAAGGGUAUUCAAUUGGAGAUAUCGAUGGGUAGUGCAGAGUUUGCAUCAAUGGUUGCAACCUUAGUUGCUAUGUCCCAAGGUGUCACACUGUUGCUUGCAAAAUCACUUCUGCUGUUCUUUGAUUACGAGAGACCCUACUAUAAUGAAUACUCUGUGGGUUUUUCUGGUGUCCUCUUCGCCAUGAAAGUUAUCGUCAAUGCACAAUCAGAUGAGUAUACCUCUGUACAUGGACUUAUGGUUCCUACUCGUUAUGCUGCCUGGGCAGAGCUUGUUCUCAUACAAAUGUUUGUCCCUGGUGUCUCAUUCCUUGGCCACCUUGGGGGAAUACUAGCUGGCCUUCUGUAUUUGCGAUUAAAAGCGUCAUAUUCAGGUCUGAAUCCAGUUAGACAAUUCAUGAGAAGCUUUAGCCAUGCCCUGAGCUUGCCUUUAAGAUUAGUGAAGAGCUUAUUUCGAAACCGACCAAGAAUUACUGGGAGAGGAACUGCUGGUGGGAGGAUUGCACGAAAUACACUUCUUACGUGGAGAUGUGAUGCAUGUACAUUUGAUAAUUCAGGUAGGCUGAAUGUUUGUGAAAUGUGUGGCACAGGUCGUACCGGUGAUGCACCAUCAUCCCCUGGUCCAACAAGUGAGAUACGUGAUCUAUCUUUGGAAGAAUUAAGGCGUAGGAGGAUUCAACGAUUUGCUAGAUCAUAAGGCAAAUUGUUAUCAAGUUUAGAUGGAAAUGUCAUAAUCGCAUUCAUGUAGAUAGUCAAUAUGGGGCCUUAGCACCCAUCACGAUGUUCGUCAGACUCGUGUUAUUCUAGAUGGUGGAGAUGUUAUUGAAUGUGAACCAAUAUUGGUUUAUGUAAGGGAUGGAGAAAAUUGCAGAAAAUCGAACAAUUAUCCAAUAUUUGCCUUAUGUAACACGUUGGGAUUAUUUAGCUACUGUGGUCAAAAAGUAAUAACCAUAAAUGGAUUCGAACAA
Messenger RNA from Solanum verrucosum, 1378 nucleotides. Its product is annotated as rhomboid-like protein 14, mitochondrial. Gene Ontology annotation, molecular function: serine-type endopeptidase activity. Bases 109 to 1107 code for a protein of 332 amino acids. The record is from RefSeq and is a predicted model, not a curated record. Gene Ontology annotation, cellular component: membrane. NCBI's taxonomy places the organism in Eukaryota, Viridiplantae, Streptophyta, Magnoliopsida, Solanales, Solanaceae. The transcript has 2 exons.